UUAAUGUUAGUACAACACUAUACACUUAUAAUAACUUCAAGCACUUAAAUAUUGACCGCAUACCUUCUAAUAAACGUCACAUUAUUAAACAGCUGCCCAAUACCCACCUUCCCUCUACUUGUACAAGUCCAUAAAACCCACAUUUUGUUCAUACUUCACCUAAUAUCUUACUCUUUCUAUAAUUCCUUCAUUUCCUUAUCCAUCCAUCCAUCCAUCCUCAAAAAUCAAACUAAACAUAUCAUGAAGCAUCAUCAAAUUCAAACAUCCAAAGAUCAUGGCCAUGAUCUUCACUCACUUAAUAAAAACUCGACUUCAAAAAUUGUAAAAUUGAAGUCAUUAUCUUCGUUAGCACCUCCAUCUAAUGCUUCAUUGCAACCUAAGGUUUACAAGGUUAAACCUAUCCAUUUUCGUGAGCUUGUUCAAAAGCUUACCGGAGCUCAAUCGGAUCACAUACAAUUACUACAAAAACAGUCUAAACCCGAUCAAACUCGACCUAAAACAAGUGUUGCACCACCUCCUUUGUCACUACUACAUCAACCCCAUCAAUUAAAAUUUCAUAAUCAAAAUGAGAAUAAGCAAGCACAAGAUAAUGAUAUGGGUACUAGUGAAUUUAUUAUGUCACCUAAUUUUCAAGCUUGGUUUUCAUUUGCUAUGUUAAGUCCUGGACGUGCUGCUAUAUCUCAGUUGGAGUAACGAUCACUUUUUAAGGAAUAAUUUAUUUUUUCUUAUUACUUUUUGAUUGUAUACUUAACAAAAAUUUGUGCUAGUUUUGUUGAUUAGGAUUAGUUUUAGUACACUUUCUUAUGGCUAAAUCAUGGUUCAAAUGAAUAAUAAAGUUAUGGAUUCCUUAUUUUCA
Messenger RNA from Amaranthus tricolor (Joseph's coat), 856 nucleotides. RefSeq lists its product as uncharacterized. Lineage: Eukaryota; Viridiplantae; Streptophyta; Magnoliopsida; Caryophyllales; Amaranthaceae. The record is from RefSeq and is a predicted model, not a curated record. Bases 241 to 693 code for a protein of 150 amino acids. The transcript has a single exon.